CCCGACUGUGUGAUUACAGCACUCAACAGGUGAACAAACAUCUUACCUGUAAAUCCCACACAAAUGACCCCUAUUCUAAGAAACUCAAUGUGGUGAUAAUUGCAGUAAUUAACUUCAGGAGGUAAAUAGCCCCUAUACAAAGCCUAUCAAAAUUGCUAUUUAUUUUGAGUGCUUUUAUACAAAUCCCAAAAACAAUUCUGAUUUCUUCUUUUGUUAUAUCUUCAUAUGGGUCCUUCACAUGGAAUAAAUAACUCCAUUUAUUACUCCCCCUUUACCCUGAAUUUAAAUUAAGUCCCUUGGAUUUGAUCUCUAUCAGUGCAGUAUUUUAACUCUUAAGCAGUGCUUGGAAGUGAGUGAAGCCGGGUUCAGGACUACUUAUAAUGGAACACACUUCAGGAUGGCUCAGUCUUGGUCCCAACCCUGAGGUGAACACACUACCCUACCCUCAGACAAACUGGAACUCUCCCACACACACAUGGACACAAUGGAGAAUGCCAAACAACUGAAGGCCUUGCUGUGUAUCCAUGAUGAGGCAAUCAGCAAAAUUCAACAUUUAGAAAGCAUUCAAAAGGAACUUGACCAGAGAUUGUUCCAGGCCUCAGUGACUGGGCAGAAUGAAUUCCAGCGCCAAUACCUACUGCGACUCUCAGUGAUUGAGGGAUACCAGUACAUGGUCAAGUGUUACAGGAGGAAGGUCUGGUCCAGGGUUCUGGAGUUGUCUAACCUGAUCCUCCAGACUUCCCCUGGGGAGGCAGUGACCGUUCUCCCAGAGUCCCCUACCAGAAGACUGGUCAUUGAUAGAAUGGCCCAACCAGAGACUGAGAACUUCUGUCAGAUGUACAGAAGUCAGUGAAUAAUCGCAGGAACCCAAGCAUUACAGGCCAUUAACUGUGAUAUGGAGUUGUUUGACACUUGCUUGAAAAUGCAUAAGGCUGUGCUAAUGUAAAAUUGUGCUUAACUUUCUGAACAAAAAAUCCAUGGGACAUAGAACUUACUAUGAGAGCAAAAAUCUAAAGACCUUUACUCAAUGAUCCACCAUGUUAAUAUAGUGAUUAGAAAUAUAAAACUUUAAACACUGUGAUUUAUACAACACAACGUGCCAAAUAAAUUUUGUUCCAGAAAAAGA
Messenger RNA from Magallana angulata, 1126 nucleotides. RefSeq lists its product as uncharacterized. The record is from RefSeq and is a predicted model, not a curated record. The coding region runs from base 476 to 853 and encodes 125 amino acids. The transcript is spliced from 2 exons. NCBI's taxonomy places the organism in Eukaryota, Metazoa, Mollusca, Bivalvia, Ostreida, Ostreidae.